Messenger RNA from Habropoda laboriosa, 4119 nucleotides. It is a transcript of the gene Adcy8, whose product is annotated as adenylate cyclase type 8. The transcript is spliced from 20 exons. Gene Ontology annotation, cellular component: plasma membrane. The record is from RefSeq and is a predicted model, not a curated record. The coding region runs from base 217 to 4119 and encodes 1300 amino acids. Lineage: Eukaryota; Metazoa; Arthropoda; Insecta; Hymenoptera; Apidae. Gene Ontology annotation, molecular function: adenylate cyclase activity. Gene Ontology annotation, biological process: adenylate cyclase-activating G protein-coupled receptor signaling pathway; cAMP biosynthetic process; intracellular signal transduction.
CGAUUUUCGACAUCUAUCACCAUUACUGUUUGUGGCUGGUACUCUUGAUGCAGGAACGAACCAAUUGCAUGGAAUUGCUCUCUUAUCUUUGUCAGCCGUAAACGAAAGCCGACAGUUCUGGUUUAAGGUGUGUGAAAAUGCCGGAUACUAAGGCAAUUGCACAGCUGACAAUCACAACGUGAGCGGUUGUUCGUUUCGCGGAUCAUCCGGGGGAUAAUGAUUACAGAACAGACCUGGAGCAUGAUGCUGGACAGUGAUGUCACGGGCAUCAAUGAGUUGAGUAUUUCCCCGAGGAAACAAUUAUGGAUCAAGGCUGUGAAGAAACUAACUUCGGAGAGGCUGGGACGGGAGGGAUUGGCAGCAUGGGAGGACCGGAAGUCCAACAACGAUCCGGAACUUCCAGAGAUCAACGAAAUGCCCGAGCUAAUCGAGGAUGCAGAAAUUUCUACCGAUCCGGAUGUGGUUCUUGCUGAACAGCCUGUUGACGCUGAAGCUCAAACACAGCGAGAUGUUUUCAAGAAAGGUGUGCUUUACAAGGGGAUAUUUUGUCCGUCGCUGUCGAACAGUUUCCACAGCAAACAACUCGAGACGUCGUAUCUCCAUUACUCGAAUCGUCAACGGCAGAAAUCACUGAUUAUGCUCAAUAUCGUUGAUCUUAGCUUAAAGAUUAUUCUUAUGACGAUAUGGCUGUGUAAAAGGGACGAAAACAGCGGUGGUUUGAUCGAGUCUUUGUCCUGGGCGUCAUGUUGUAUGGCGGCGAACUUGGUGGUUUGCAUUCUCGGCUGGUGGCGGUGCUUCUCUAAUAAUUACUUAUAUUGGGCUUCCAUAUUCACUUGGUUACUGAUCAAUUCACAAGGUUUUAUAGGAGCCGGUCUAGAUUUCUCUAGUCAACAACGUCUUAUGUGGUACAUUUUGUUUGUCGUGUAUGCACCCUACGCUAUGCUGCCGUUGCCUUUAAGAUGGUGCGUGCUUGCUGGUUAUGGGACAGCUUUAACUCACAUGGUGAUGGCAGGAAUAACUUUAUUACGAGAUCCCACAUAUCUGCAUGAUGUCACGUGCAUAGUUAGAAUGCUAACGACCAACGUCCUUCUUUAUCUUGCAAUGAAUCUAGCUGGCAUGUACACUAAGUAUUUGACAGAUAGAGGACAGAGACAGGCUUUCUUGGAGACGCACAGAUCUAUGGAGACCCGGCAACGAACUCAAAAUGAGAACAACCGACAAGAAAAAUUGCUUCUUUCUGUUUUACCAGAUUUCGUGGCUAAGGAAAUGAUUCGUGAUAUCGCUCGCGAAACAGCUCGAGGUGGAACGAUCUCCUUUACACCAAAUCAAUUUCACAGAAUAUACAUCCAUCGUUACGAGAAUGUUAGCAUACUCUUCGCUGACAUCAAAGGUUUCACCGCUUUAGCCAGUCAGUGUAGUGCUCAAGAGCUUGUGAAGGUGUUAAACGAUUUAUUCGCUCGUUUCGACAAACUCUCCGCGGAAAAUCAUUGUUUGCGUAUCAAGUUACUCGGGGAUUGUUAUUAUUGCAUUUCUGGACUGCCGACUGCCAGAAGCGAUCAUGCUCAUUGUUGCGUCGAAAUGGGGUUGCACAUGAUUAAAGCAAUUAGGGAUGUGCGAUAUACCACAAAGGUUGACCUGAACAUGAGAAUUGGAAUUCAUAGUGGCUCAGUACUGUGCGGCGUACUAGGACUACGAAAAUGGCAAUUCGAUGUUUGGUCCUACGAUGUAACAUUGGCUAAUCAUCUCGAGAGUGGAGGCAUACCCGGGAGGGUACAUAUCUCCGAAGACACUUUGAAUUGUUUGAAUGACGUAUACGAAGUGGAACCGGGAAACGGAACAGAAAGGGAUAAUUAUCUAAAAGAGAGGAAUGUGGUAACAUAUUUGAUCAAACAGGUGGAACCUCUAAGGUCAAGACGACGAUAUUCUUCGCGACCGAAAAUAUGGUCUGAGGACGAUACGAAUAAGAGUAAAAAGAGCUUCAAACUGAAUAACCCGUUAGCUGCAAAUAGCAGUGCACCGAAUUCCUCUGCGGACGAUGAUAUUGGCGUGGACUGGACACCGGAAAUACCGUUUGAAAAUCUGAAUACCGCGACGUCGGUCAGCAAUCUGGAAUCAGAAUACCUCGAGGAAGAGAAUGGUUCUGGGAAGAAGGCUGCAUCCCCCACAUCCGCUGAGAAGCUGAAGGCCGCAGGUCUUGAAACUGCGAGUAACAAGCGUAUGAGAUCGGCGAACAUAAACGCUUGGACUUUACGUUACAAUGAUGAAAGCCUAGAGUCAAAGUUUGGUCAAUUGCGCGAGGAUAUGUUUAAAUCUAACAUGAUUUGUUGCUUUGUCGUAUGGAUAUUUAUCGCGAUUUGUCAAGCAGUGAUAUUACCUGAUUGCAUUAUUCUUCUGCUUUCUCUACUAUUGACGACGCUCAUUCUGGUAGCAUCCUCCAUUCUAGUGAUGGCCGAGGAGUUCAAAACCUUACCAACAUAUCUCCAACACGCCUCUUCCAUGCUGGUUCACAAUAAGCAACACCGAACGGUCUUUAUAUGUAGCGUAAUCAGUUUGAUGGCUUUGACGUCGAUUGUCGGAGUUUUAGCAUGUCCAACGCCGAGUCGACGGUAUCCCGAGACUUUAGAGCUUCAACAGCAGCCGUUGAUGAAUCCAACGUUGCAACCAGAACGACUAAUAGCACCGAACGUUGGCAACGACCAAUUGAUCCUCACAUUCCUAGAAGCAGCCCUACGCAAUGACCCUUCAGAAGAACAGAAGGACGUUUCUUCGAAAGAGAAUCAAACUACGUCACACGGUUCUAACAGCGUUGAGAUGGAACUAACAAGAAUCGUCAACGAGAGGGCUAGUCUGGCGAAAGGUCGCAGGAGAAAAGAAUUCUUCAGGGGUGAUGUUGUCUCGAGAAAGAUAUUGUCAACGCUAAAAACGGAAUCACAAGCAGAACCUCUGUAUUCGAUGGAUUACGUCGAGGAGAUCAUUUUCGAGGCCACCUGCGUACGACCAGAGUACAUUGUGUUCACGUGGAUCUUAUGUCUGAUUGCGUUAGCCUCCGCUUUGAAAUUGUACUACUUAGUAAAAACAGCGUUGGCCACGAUCAUCGUGUCUGUUUACGCUGUAUUGAUUCUCGUAGUUUGUAAAGAUUUUUUUUCGAUUCCCGAUGAAAAAAAGGAUUCACCAUCUAUACCACUUUCGGCACAGAUGCUGACAUUUCUUUUAGUAUUUCUGGUGAUGGUUACGUAUCACGGCAGAUUAGUAGAAGUAACGUCUAGAUUAGAUUUCCUUUGGAAACAGCAAGCUGAAAGGGAACUAAGUGACAUGAUUGAAUCACGACAUAAUAACAUGCAAUUGUUGAAGAAUAUUUUGCCAGAUCACGUGGCUCAUCACUUUUUAACGCAAGACAGGGCGCCAGAGGAAUUGUAUUCUCAAUCACGUGACAAGGUUGGUGUAAUGUUCGCCAGCGUGCCAAAUUUCACAGAAUUUUAUUCGGAGGACGUUAACAAAGGAAUGGAAUGCAUACGUUUAUUAAAUGAAAUUAUUGCUGAUUUCGAUGAACUCUUGGAUGAAAAUCGAUUCCAUUGUAUUGAAAAGAUAAAAACAGUGGGAGCGACUUACAUGGCAGCUUCUGGUCUCAAUCCUUGUCAAAAUGAUAAAAACAAAGAUGACAUGGAGCAUCUAUGCAGAUUGGUGGAUUAUGCAGUAGCUAUGAGACUUCGUCUAGAAGACGUCAACAUACAUUCAUUUAAUAAUUUUGAUUUAAGAGUGGGAAUUAGCUGUGGUCCACUAGUAGGCGGUGUGAUUGGUGCUCGAAAGCCUGUGUUUGAUAUUUGGGGUAACACGGUGAAUUUGGCUUCUCGUAUGGAUUCCACAGGCGUUAUGGGAAAAAUACAAGUACCGCAGGAGAUUGCCAGGUUCUUGGAGUCGAGGGGAUAUCAGACUCAGAAAAGAGGACUUAUUGAAGUCAAGGGGAAAGGAACAAUGGAGACUUAUUUCGUAUUAGGCAAGGGAAGUAUGCAACAGGAAGGCACGAUCAAGCACACAGCAAGAUGCCGAAGCCUUGCAGCUGUUGUUUAUGGUGUUGUUCAAGCGCGUCGUAAGCAAAUGCGAGCACUUAGAAGGACAUAA